Messenger RNA from Polistes canadensis, 1121 nucleotides. RefSeq lists its product as uncharacterized. NCBI's taxonomy places the organism in Eukaryota, Metazoa, Arthropoda, Insecta, Hymenoptera, Vespidae. The transcript is spliced from 3 exons. The record is from RefSeq and is a predicted model, not a curated record. The coding region runs from base 1 to 528 and encodes 175 amino acids.
AUGGACGCUUUCGAUCACCCCUACUAUAGGCUCAAUAAGAGACUAUUAUUACUUGUAGGACAAUGGCCUUAUCAGGAUUCCAGUGAACAUCAUUUUCGUGUUUUCAUAGUGACCCUCGGAUUACUUAAUUUCAUAUUCCCACAGAUAAAAGAACUUCUGGAACAUUUAAUAGAUAAUUGGAAAUUAUGUAGAACUAGAGAAGAAUUGGAAAUUAUGCAUAAAUUUGGUAGAGAAACUAAAUUACUUACUUUUUGGUAUACAACAUACAUAUAUACAUGUAUGACAAUGUUUCUCGUAUUACCAUUUUUACCAUGUAUCAUGGAUAUCGUAGUACCAUUGAACGAAUCUCGUUCUUUAAAACCAAUAUUCAAAGGUGAAUACUUUAUCAACGAGGAUGAAAAUUUCUUUCCAAUUUAUUUCCACAUGAGUGUAACUAUAGUGAUUGCUAUAACAACGUUAAUUACAGCAGAUAAUCUAUUUCUUAUGUGUAAUUCACACAUUUGUGGUAUAUUCGCAGCAGUUGGGUAAGAAAAACAUAAUCCGUGAUCGUUCUAAUAUUUUAUGAGUCUCAAUGAUGUGUGAUUAAUUAAUUUAAUUAGGUAUAAUUACAGAUUUCGUUUGGAAAAUUUUUUAAAGGAUCAAACCGAUUCCAUAUCUUCCUUAGAUCAUUUAUCAAAUAAUAAGUGUUUGGAAACUAUUCGGUAUUCUAUAAGAAAUCAUGCAAAUGCUUUAAAGUUAGUAUACCAUAUAUUACACACACACAUAUAUAUAUAUAUAUAUGUGUGUGUGUAUAUAUAUAUACGCGCAUGUAAUAAUUAAUUAUUAUAUUUAAUAUAUUAUAUAUUGUGUUUAUUGAGAAGGUUUGCUGAACUCAUUGAGUCUUGCUUCUCAAUAUCAUUACUUCUGCAAGCUGGCUUAAGUUUGAUUUGUAUGAGCAUCUCUUUAUAUCAAGUAAUUGUUAUAAAUAUUAUUUCUUUUCUUCUUUUUCUUAUUAUUAGGAAUCGCUUCUAAUAUCUCUGUAUUCUUGCAUAGAUACUAAUAGUCUUCAAAAGAUCAGCAGAAUCGGUGAGGUUUGCCAUUUUUGCCUUUGCUCAAUUGAUUCAUCUUUUCUGUAUGUGUUA